Molecule: messenger RNA, 2172 nt
Organism: Hordeum vulgare subsp. vulgare (domesticated barley)
Lineage: Eukaryota; Viridiplantae; Streptophyta; Magnoliopsida; Poales; Poaceae
Product: BUD13 homolog
Exons: 8
Coding region: 113-1849 (578 amino acids)
Biological process (GO): mRNA splicing, via spliceosome
Cellular component (GO): RES complex; U2-type spliceosomal complex
Molecular function (GO): RNA binding
Source: RefSeq, a predicted model, not a curated record
GCUCAGACAGUCCCGUCAGGUCCACCCCGGCCGUCCUCGCCGCAGCCGAACAAUAGCCGCCGGCGCCGCCCCCCGUCGAGCCGCGCCCUUGGGGCCCGCGGCGCCGCCACCCAUGGCGACGAAGCAGCCGCCGCUGUCUUCUUCCACAUCGGGGGCCGGGGUGUCCAUGAAGGACUACCUCAGGCGGUACCAGUCGGGCCCCGCCGCCGCCGGCGACCAGAAGAAGGCCAAGAAGAAGAAGAAGAACCCCAAGCCCUCCGCCGGAGGGGUGCUAAUCGUCGACGAGGACCCCGUGUGGCAGAAGCCGGUGCAGAUCGAGGAGGACGAGCCGUCGUCAGGGGACGAGAAGCCUCAGGUGAACGAGGACAUCGAGGUGAAGCGGAUGCGGCGCAUGGAGGCGAUCCGCGCGGCCCGGCCCUACAACUCCAUCGCUAACGACGGCAGUGGGUGGGUCACUUUGCCUGUUCCGGAGCCUGCGGGUAGUGGCUCGCCCCGCCGCCGCCGCCGGAAUGACACGCCGUCGCCUGAGAGGGGAGGUGGCGCCGCCGGUAGGAAGGAGGACCUCUCUCCCCCGCGGCGAAGGCAGCGGCAGGACACGCCAUCUCCUAAGCGUGGAGGUGCUGCAGGGAGCGACAUUUCGCCGCCUAGGCAGAGGCAGAGGCAAAGGCGGCUCGACACACCCUCACCGGAGGGCAAGGGUACAGGAGAGGGAGGUGAUCUGUCACCACCACGGAAGUCGAGGCGGCAGGACGAUCUCUCUCCUCCUAGGAGACGAGCUCGCCAUGAUUCCGAGGAACCCCAGGACAUCUCACCACCACGAAAGUCGAGGCAGCAAGACGAUCUCUCUCCACCAAGGAGACGAGCUCGCCAUGAUUCCGAGGAACCUCAGGACAUCUCACCACCACGGAGGCGCACGAGGCACGACUCGGAGGAGCCUCAGAACCGGUCCCCCCCUCGGCGCCGAGCACGGCAUGAUUCAGAGGAGCCCGGAGACAUCUCUCCGCCACGAAGACGGAACCGCCAGGACUCUGCACAGCUGGACGACCUGUCACUCGCAAGAAGACAAAAUUUGGGACAGAGCCUGGGAGAUGGGGAUAUUUCUCCACCAAGGAAGGGUCGGAAGUCUGGAUCAGAUGAUUUAUCUCCACCUCGUAAGGGGAGAGACACUUCUCCAAGGAAGGUUAGAAAGGAAGGAGCUCCGAAAGAGACAAGGAGAGCUGGGUUGAUGUCAGCAGAGGAAGUUAAAGAGGACAUCAAAAAGAUUAAGGAGGAUGAGAAGCUCAAGUUUGCAGCACAGGACCCUUCGUUCACUGGUAAAGGGGCAAAGGUAGUGUUCCGAGACAAGGAAGGAAAAAGGAUAAAUCAAGAAGACAUACAGAAGGCAAAGAAAGACGAGAAGCCAAAGGAAAAACAUAUAGAAUGGGGUAAAGGGUUGGUGCAGAAACGAGCAGCUGAGGCUCGAGUGGAGGAGCUUGAAAAGGAGAAGGAUCAGCCAUUUGCGAGAACAAGGGAUGAUCCUGAGCUUGACAGCAUGCUGAAAAACAGACUCCGAUGGGGUGAUCCUAUGGCUCAUCUUGUCAAGCGCAAAGAUACAGACUUUCUUCUCAAUGACUUGGGAGAUGAUGAAAAGAUGAAGGAAUCCGGCUUUAUAGUUCCUCAAAAUGUACCUGCUCACAGCUGGCUGAAACGUGGGUUAGAUCCUCCUCCAAACCGUUAUGGCAUAAAACCCGGGCGUCAUUGGGAUGGAGUGGACCGCAGCAAUGGAUACGAGAUGGACAUGUACAAGCUAAAGAACGAUAAGCAGGCCACGGAGCAAGAGGCCUAUCUUUGGUCCGUGGCAGAUAUGUGAGCGCUGCAGCUGUUCCAGGAACAUGUCUUAUUAGUUGCUGAGGUUGUCCAAUGUGCCUGAAAGGAGAAGGAAGCCUUGUGAACUUUUAUUCUUCAAACACAUGGUGACCAGGAAUGAUUGAUCUGCUGAGUAGCCCUGUAGCUUGUUUCAAAGCUUGGUGGAGCAACAGUUUUGGUGUGCAUUUGCUGGAUACUUAAAACAUUUUGUAACAUGUAUGUAGGUGGAAAUAUGCUGAAAGAUUUUGUUUUGGCACAGAAGAGUUUUAGUGACAUUCUUCCUGUAUACAGCAUAUUAUUUUUUAGGCACGUUUUGUGUAACUUGAA